AUGAAGUUCUCUGCAGCCUUUUCUACCUUUAUGGUAGCUGGCCUGGUUGUCGCGGCUCCUCCUGCUCCACGCCCUACUGAUAUCCAACCUCACCACCACCCCAACCCUCCUCCUAACUUUCCUCUUUCCAAGCCUCACGACAACAAUAAGCGUGACGGGCCAGAGCCUCCUAGAGAUGAGCCUACACCCGACGCUCCCAAGCCAGCGAAUGAUCCCCAGCCCCAUGAUCAGCCCAAGCCCAUUCCCCAACCUCCUAAGGACGGGCCCCUUCUCAGUGACCCGAAUACCCCACAGAAGCGCAAUGAUGGACCGAAGCCUCCUAAGAACCCUCAGCCAAAACCUCAACCUCAGCCGAAGCCCCAGCCCAAGCCCAAGCCCCAGCCGAAGCCUCUCGACGACAAGCCGCAGAAUCCGCCUAGGCCCAACUAGGUGAUGUGAGAUGGUGUUGCUGGGAUAGUUGUUGCGUCAGUGGAUGAGUGUAUGCUUGUUCAAAGGGAAAGAUGCUCCCGCUGUUGUUUCUAUGGGUAGAUAAAAGUUAAUCAGAUAGAAUAAUGAGCAAAAGUUUUCUUCGAUAUAUGCAGCUUUAUUCAGGAUUUAUACAUUGGAUUCGUAAUACGUAUCGGGAAGGGAGUCGAUGUGUGUUUGAUCUGUAGAGAAUCCG
Molecule: messenger RNA, 661 nt
Organism: Aspergillus costaricaensis CBS 115574
Lineage: Eukaryota; Fungi; Ascomycota; Eurotiomycetes; Eurotiales; Aspergillaceae
Exons: 2
Coding region: 1-429 (142 amino acids)
Source: RefSeq, a predicted model, not a curated record